UUCAGCAGGUCGUCUUGACCAUGUCUACAUGCCCUGAAUGCAGCGAGUUGCACCCAUGUGAUUGGUCAACUAGAUAUUUGGAUUAACAAGCAGUUGAACAGGGAUGCGUGACCCCGGAGGCGGAAAUGCAACCCGGAAGUUUUUCAAAGGUGCACAGGCAGCGAAAGGACGGGACGGUUGAUACGGAAGAAGAAGUGCUGUGUUUUCAGCCCAGCUGGACCCAGUUUAAGCCCCCACUGGGGCUCAAGAUGCGCUGCGAGGUUACACAGCCGGCGGAGAGCUAAUCUGAAGAAACAUGGAAGCGAAGUUCGGCAGCGAAGUGGCGUCGAUCGUGGAAGUCGCCAUCCGAGCGACUGUGUCUGUGUUCAGGGACGUGCUGGCGAAAGAGGCGCCAAACACGGAGUGGGAAGAGGCGAGGAUGGGCGAGAUCCAGGAGAUAGAGAAGUGCCUGGUGGUGGAGAUCCACAGAGUGUUCACGGAGCUCUCCGCGGAGCUGCUAGAUGAGAACGAGGCUUUGCGGGCUAAGGUGGAGCAGCUGGAGGACGUGCUGCAGAGGAAAGCCGGGCAGCUGGAGCAGGAGCUGGAGGCCAGAGUGGGGCAGCUGGGCAGAGACAUGAAGCAGCUGGAGAAGGAACUGAAGACCAUCAGCGAGGGCCCGACUCACGUCCUGCUGCAGGACGGCUCCGUGAUGGGAGGUCCUGUGCUGUCAGUUACCAGUCUGGGUGCUCCACAGUCGGCUGCAGAGGAAUCAAUUUCAGACUCUCUGCUGGUUUCAGCAGGAUCUCCUGAAGUCGUCCACAGCUCCACGGCUGCAUCAGCGACCGUCCCCAAACCUGCGGUUGCCCCGAUUGUGUUUGUGGGCGGAGUCAGCUCCGCUCCCACCGUGCUGUUGGUUGGUGCCAGCCAAGUAAUAGCGGAGUCCUCAACCGUCUCCGAAGCAACAGGACCCGCAGCGUUCCUACUCAAACCGGCAGCCUCGCCGGGCUCUACACCUCAAGACGUCCCCAGUCCAGACUCCAGUACCGUCAGCGGUCUCGACUCGAUGCAGGAAAAGAAGUCUUUGGAAGAAGAAGCUUCAGCGAGAACUAGGAGAACAAGAAGGGCAGCUGUUAAGAGUGAAACAGUUUCCGCUGACAACGCCGCUGAAGAGAAACAAAACAAGUUGGAUGACGAGCAGGGCAGACGGCUGAGGAAGAAAGAUUCACAGACAGCGAGGCGGUUCUUCUGUGAGCACUGCGACCUUGGUUUUCACUGGAAAGGUGAAUUAAAGAAACACAUGAAGGUCCACAAGAAGCCUUUUCCUUGUGAUAAGUGUGGCAGGAGUUUCCUGGAAAAGACAUCUCUGGAAAAUCACCUUUUGCGCCAUGAGGCGACUAAAGCCCCGCUGCCCUUCCCGUGUCCUCAGUGUAAACGAUCGUACAGGAAAGAGGAGUCGCUUCAGAACCACCUCAAACGUCACCAGCGAUCCAAACCUCCGAAGCCGUUCUCCUGCGAUCAGUGCGGGAAAACGUUCAGAAUUAAGCAGUCUCUGGAAAACCACCUCUUACGCCACGAGAAAUGGAAACAGCUGCUGAAGUGCCAGCUCUGCGAGAAGACCUGCAAGACGUCGGUUCAGCUCAAGUGUCACAUGGCCGUGCACUCGGAAGAAAGACCUUUCAGCUGCGCAACAUGCGGGAAGGAGUUCAAGAGUAAAGACACGCUUCGCUUCCACCAGAUGGUUCACACAAACACCAAAAAAUAUAAAUGCACCAUGUGUGACGAGACUUUCAAAUAUGCCCACUCGCUGACCGUGCACAAGAGGAAACACACGGGCGACAGUCCGUUUGUGUGUCCCGUGUGCAACAGGUCGUACCGGACCGGCACGGCGCUGAAAAGACACAGUGUGGUCCACACGGGAGAGAAGCCCUUCACCUGUCACGUAUGUGGAGCGAGGUUCAGUUUGAAUAACAACCUGAAAAGGCAUCUUCGCAUUCACACGGGAGAAAAGCCGUUCGGCUGUCAGGAGUGCGGCAAGAGCUUCUCGGACAACAACAAGCUCAAGUCCCACAUGCUCAUCCAUGGUGCCAGAAAGCCUUUUAUGUGCGACCUGUGCGGGAAGACCUUCCUCUUCAACUGCAGGCUGCAGAUACAUCAGAGGUAUGUGCAUGCCGACAGGAACGAGCAGUCGGACGGCGCACAGAAUUUCUGCCAGGCUCGCCGCCAGAACAAGUCGCUGGUUAAACCAUACAGCUGCAAAAUAUGCCUGAAAGGCUUCAGCGCCGCGUGCUCGCUCAAACUUCACGAAAAAGGCCACAGCGAGCACAAAGAGUUCAACUGUGGCAUCUGCGGGAAGUCUUUCCAUAACAAAUACUCUUUCAGCUAUCAUCAGCGGAGCCACACGGGCGAGAAGCCGUUUGUUUGCGACGUGUGCGGAAAGAGGUUUUUCCACGCUGCUAGUCUGAAGCAGCACGAGCGCAUUCACACAGGCGAGAAGCCGUACAAGUGUGACCAGUGCGGCAAGUCCUUCAGGACGGACGGAAACUUCUAUAGGCACAUGCGGAUCCACACGGGGGAGAAGCCUUUUGAGUGUACGUUCUGUCACAGGAAGUUCCACCAGUCUAAUCAGCUCAAGUCCCACCUGCAGAUCCACACGGGCCAGAAGCUCUACUCGUGCCAGCAGUGUAACCGAGGCUUCUCCGAUUCGAGGCAGCUCAAGAAGCACAGCUGUGACGCCCCGUAGGCGUUGUGACGACGCCAUCACCUGGUCAGCAAUAGGAAUAAUGAAUGAAAAGGAGGCAUUAGUUACCUACAGGCCCAGUGUCCUUUUUGUCUAAACUUUUGCUUACUGAACAAAGACGUUUUCACACAUGAAGACCAGAGAAUCCGGAAUAUCGUCUGAAGCUGCCCUUUCCCACAUGGAGCGCUGAGCAGGAAAUCAUUUGAACCGGAGGCAUUCGCAUUUCAAGAAAUGCACAGUUCAGUGAAAGUGUGGGUCCCCCCCUCAGGCAGAGCAUCCCAUAGACAUCCAUUCGCUAUCUACCCUUUCUCACAUGCAUGCUGUCAGACAUUAAUAAGAGUUUAAUGUCCAGACUGCAUCGUGCACCUCCGUCAGUUAACCUCUUCUUCAUCCACCUGGUUGUUUUUUAGGGUUAGUGGUAGGUUUGGAGAUUGGUACCCAGAUGCUGUGGCCAAAAUGCCUGGGAGAGACUUCAUAUCAAACAUAACAUCUCUAUGUUUGUAUGACUUAACCCUAAUCCUACCCCUAAGUAACUCUGCAGUGACCACGUGGUUUUUAAAGGUACUCACUGUUUAAAAUUCUUUAAAAACCUUCUAAAAUUAACUAAAGCUGUUACGGCUUCAUGUCCAAGUCACCUGUGUACUGUUAGAGAUCACAGCUGAAGUUAAAGUAGGGCUGCACGUACCACGAGAUGAUGCGAUAAGUCAACCAGGCUAAUUAUUACGAGCGGGUUCUUCUUUACAGCGGCGGUGACCUGCGGAAGUGCAAAAAAUGCAAUCUGAAAACAGUCCACACACCCAUUGGUUAAACGGCGCCCCCUGUAGGUGAAAGUUGGAGUUAAAAUUUUCACAGGGGACCUACAAAAAGUACCUUUAAGAGGUUAACAUAUCAAAAAAAUUCAGUGCUUGAUUAACUGACGAUUAAACGUUGCUGCUCUUGCUGGUCGCUGUCGGAAAUGUUACAAACAUUGAAACUAACUUCAUAUUUUACGAAUGCGAUGCCAUUCGGGUCUGAGACAGCUCGAUGUUUCAGAACCCUCGAUGUCUCUCUGUGACAGCAAAGUGGAAGAAAGUCAAUCCCACUAACCAGCACAGUUCUGUAUAACUUCAUACCACAGGAACGGUUGUGUAUUCUAUGUUUUGUGUCAGAUUAAACUGACAUCUAUCCACUCGACUGCAGCGCCACGUGAUCACGUUCAGCACAGGCGUGAAAGAAGCAAAGGUCCUCCUACGAGGAAGUCUUACAGCUCAGCGGCCUUCUCUUAUCAGUUAUUUUAAAGCUGUGAUGUAAAUGCAAGUGGAAAGAUUCGUUAACUUAUAAAAUCACCAAAUCUCAUUUAAAAAUGCUUAAAACUACACACAGUUUUACGACCUCGGUGCUCGCUCAACGGUUCAGUCCAGAGUGCCGACACGUUUCAGUCCGCGGAGCUCUGAAGAAAUACACAAACACACUGUACGUGUUUGUUACGGUAAUGAAUGGUUGUGAACCUCUGCAUCAUUACAGCAACUUGAUUGGCUGACAUUUUCUGUUUCAGCUGCUGAUUGGCUCUUUCUCCCAUAGACUCAUCCUUAUGCAGUGUCUGUUCUAACACUGCAAACACUGUGUGUGUUUUACACAGUGCAAGGCGCCACACAUUUCAGUGACAGUUAGUGAGAAUAAUUUGGUUAAUGGUUUCAAAUGGCUCUUUAAUACAAGUCCAGUAUCUGUAAGAACAAUAUUUGAGUUUCAGAUUAGUCCGCUGGUCUGCUUUUGUUCCCGUUGUUAAGCUGCUGCGCUGAUCUUUGCAUUGCACUGAGGAGAGCUGGUGCAGUUUGCCUUAUGAUCCCAGUUUGUUGACAGAAUGGGGAAAUUUACUUUUGAUUAGAGAUGCACUGAAAUUUUGGUGACAGUCUGGACUGUCAUGUUAAAACUAACAAUAGAAGUAAUUUCAAAUAAAAUUACAGUCUUUAAACGUGGUCAGAAAUAAGAUCAGCCGCUGAUUUACAUAAAUGUCAUCUUAUUUGCUGAUAUCGGCCGAUACUGAUCUGUGCAUCCUUCCUAAGGGACGGGUACUGCUCACUCUUUAGAUGUUAGAGUUAAGGGAUCAAUCCAAAGGUGAUUUAAUUGCAGUAAAUAUGAUUUCAGCUCUUGUUUCAAUAGAGGUUAGCAGCAUUGUUUGUGGCAUUUUUUUUUUUUUUUAUGUUAUGAUUUUGCUUCUUUAACCUCAGCUGUUUAAAAGCCUGGUGAAACCUAAAACUGGAGAUAUUGAGGUGGGACACAUGUUGAGAUGUUUUAAAGGUGAUGUAGGAGUCAGCCACUAAACCCAUUUUUCUUUUGCCAGUUGAUACUAAAUUGGGCAUUUUAAUUAAUUUUUAUUUUGAAAGAUUUCUUAAACUGUAUUAAGUUUUGUGAAUUCGUAAAAAUCCUGUUGAAUACCAUUAAGAUGUUAUUUUCAAAAUAGAAAUCAAAGUGUAAAAUGACUUUCUAUUUCA
Molecule: messenger RNA, 5187 nt
Organism: Archocentrus centrarchus (flier cichlid)
Lineage: Eukaryota; Metazoa; Chordata; Actinopteri; Cichliformes; Cichlidae
Product: oocyte zinc finger protein XlCOF6-like
Exons: 5
Coding region: 296-2719 (807 amino acids)
Biological process (GO): regulation of transcription by RNA polymerase II
Cellular component (GO): nucleus
Molecular function (GO): DNA-binding transcription factor activity, RNA polymerase II-specific
Source: RefSeq, a predicted model, not a curated record